Molecule: messenger RNA, 1545 nt
Organism: Sclerotinia borealis F-4128
Lineage: Eukaryota; Fungi; Ascomycota; Leotiomycetes; Helotiales; Sclerotiniaceae
Source: the annotation of a GenBank genome assembly
AUGAAUGGCAAAAUGGCCUCCAAAGAUCCACACUUCACGAAUUCGCUAGAGCCAGGGCAGACCAGCUCGGAUUAUAGCUUUCGCGGUCUGAAGGAGCUCAUGCAGAUGUAUGGACUCGCAGUUUGGAACGACGAAAACAUGGCAAAGGCGCAUCAAAUCAUUAAUGGAAUCCAAUCACAACAUACCGGUACUCAAACAUCUGAAGGAGACCUCAUCGCGAACCAUGGCCAGGUCUCGGAUUAUGCUAUGAUACGCGAUCAAGGCUUCAGUGGGAAAAAGGACUUCAUGGAGUCUCAUGGCCUCAGGCUUUACAAUGAUGAGGAUGUUCAAAUGGCACAUCAGAUUAUCGAUAUGAUGCGAGAGUUUGAUGAGGAGUUUGGCGAUCUGCCACCCUUGAUUGAAGAGGAAGAAUUCGAUGAAGGUGUUGAUCAUGAACGGCGCUUGCGAAGAAUUGGAGGGGGAAAGGAGAUGGAGAGGAGUUUUGUGGAUACCAGUAUCGGUAGUACAAGUUUGGAUGCCCCGAAGGAGGAGGUUCUGCUCGAUGAUAAUCCGGUAGGUCAUGUACGAGAAGGCUUGGAGGGCGAUGGUAUCGGUCGUGGUCUUGAAAACUUGAGGGAUGUUGAGGAAGGUUCAAAUACCCUGGAUCUUGAGGAUGAAGAGGGCGACAAUGGUGACAAUUUUGAUGACCAUCAUGGAGGUGAUAAUGAUUAUGGUGGAGCUGAUGAUGAUGGGUAUGAUUAUGGUGGUGAUGAUGAUGAUGAUGAUGGUGAUGAUGAUGAUGGACUUAAUUCGGAUAAAAUUAAGGAGCAGUCUUUCUACGAUGAUUGGCUCAAACGAAAUGAGUUCGCAAAUCUGGAUGACUUUGGGACAUUGAACUUGGCAAAAUCGGAGGAUGAGGCCGCGGAGUCGGAAUCAAGCUGGAUGGAAAGUUAUUGGGAUGCUUGGAAGCAGAUGCUUGUAAAUAGGAUUCCUGAUCGAGAUCCUAUUCAGAUAGCCAAAUUUCUUGCCAGCAAACCUACUCCUACUCAAAAAAACACCACGGAGACGAAAAUGCAUAAUAAUUAUGCGUGGUUCAAAAAAUAUGGUUACAAAAGCUUGAGGGACUUUGCGAGGGAUUUCGGCCUUUCAAUCAACGAUUCACAGGAAAACGAGGAGGCAAGGAAAAUUCUCAAAUAUCUUCAGGAUCAAAAGGGGGCAGAUGCAUAUCUUGAAACGUGGCUUAAGCAACAUCAUUUCGAGGACUGGAGAACAUUUGUGAAUGUCGGAUGGAAUCUAUAUAACAAAUUCGACGACAAACUUGCAAACGAUAUGAUGGAGACUGUGAGAAGGUUCGAGGAUAUGAAGCGGUUCUGGUGGGAAAGUUGUGAGAUUGAAGACGAACAGGGGCGUUUCGAGCUCUAUAAAUAUACGGAAGCAGAAAUAAAAGAUUUCAAGGCUAAAAAGGCCGAAGGGAAUCGCGAAUCUUCACAAGUAUUCGUGAAUAAACGACAACCGGAGGAAUCUGCUACUCAAGAGGACAUUCUGGAACUAAGUCUUGUCCAUUAG